AUGGACCGAGACAACAAGGAGUACAAGAAUCAGUCGUACUGGGACUCGCGCUUCGCCUCCGAAGAGUCGUACGACUGGCUCGCACGCUACAACGACGUCGCCGAUCUCAUCGUGCAAUAUGUGCCCAAGAGCAGCCGUAUUCUCAUCGUGGGUUGCGGCAACUCGACGUUCAGCGUGGAUUUGUACGAUGCGGGCUACACCAACAUCGUCAACCUCGACUUCUCCAGCGUCGUGAUCGAGCGAAUGAGUGCGAAAUACACGGAAUCGCGCCCACUCAUGCGCUGGGUUGUUGGCGACAUGCUCAAGCUCUCCGAAUCCUUUGGAGCAAGCUCCUUCGACGUCGUCAUUGACAAAGCAGCCAUGGAUGCCCUCAUGGUGGAGGGCGGCGAUACGUGGUCUCCUGCAGAGCACCUUCUUGCUCAAGCCCGCGAUAUGUGCACGGGAGUUCAGAAGGUCCUGAAACCCGAUGGUCUCUUCAUUCAAAUCUCAUUUGGCCAGCCCCAUUUUCGCAAGCGCUUCCUCCUCGGUGAUGCGCCCGAAGCUGACGUGAGCACGGCAUACGGCUGGACGUACAAGUACCAUAACAUUCCGAUUGGUCUCGGGUACUUCUUUUUCGUCAUGCAAAAAUAA
Molecule: messenger RNA, 630 nt
Organism: Saprolegnia diclina VS20
Lineage: Eukaryota; Oomycota; Saprolegniomycetes; Saprolegniales; Saprolegniaceae
Exons: 9
Coding region: 1-630 (209 amino acids)
Source: RefSeq, a predicted model, not a curated record